Molecule: messenger RNA, 2085 nt
Organism: Symbiodinium necroappetens
Lineage: Eukaryota; Dinophyceae; Suessiales; Symbiodiniaceae
Source: the annotation of a GenBank genome assembly
AUGGAGGAUGCAAGCUCAGCAGCUUCCCUUCCUUCUGUGAUCCCGAGCAACGUGUCUGCAAGUGCCCCACCAGUGGAGGAUGCAAGCUCAGCAGCUUCCCUUCCUUCCGUGAUCCCGAGUGAUGUGUCUGCAAGUGCCCCACCAAUGGAGGAUGCAAGCUCAGCAGCUUCCCUUCCUGCCGUGAUCCCGAGUGAUGUGUCAGCAAGUGCCCCGCUAAUGGACAAUGCUAGCUCAGCAGCUUCCCUUCCUGCCGUGAUCCCAAGUGACGUGUCUGCAAGUGCCCCACCAAUGGAGGAUGCAAACUCAGCAGCUUCCUUUCCUUGUGUGAUCCCGAGUGAUGUGUCUGCAAGUGCCCCACCAAUGGAGGAUGCAAGCUCAGCAGCUUCCUUUCCUUGUGUGAUCCCGAGUGAUGUGUCUGCAAGUGCCCGACCCAUGGAGGAUGCGAGCGCAGCAGCUUCCCUUCCGACCGUGAUCCCAAGUGAUGUGGCUGCAAGUGCCCCACCAGUGGAGGAUGCAAGCUCAGCAGCUUCCCUUCCUUGUGUGAUCGCAAGUGACGUGUCUGCAAGUGCCCCGCCAAUGGACAAUGCUAGCUCAGCAGCUUCCCUUCCUGCCGUGAUCCCUAGAGAUGUGUCUGCAAGUGCCCCUCCACUGGACCAUGCUAGCUCAGCAGCUUUCCUUCCUGCCGUGAUCCCCCCUGCAAGUGCCGUGUCUGCAAGCGCUGCAGCAAUUGACUAUCCUAGCCCUGUGUCAAGUGCCCCACGAAUUGACAAUGCUAGCUCAGCAGCUUCCUCUGUGAUCCCGAGUACUGUCUUAGCAGCUUCCCUGCCAGCCUAUCAGGAUGCUGUGGUCUGUCAGCCGGUAGCCCCACAUGUGAACGAAGACCCUUCAAAGCUUCACGCUCCCACUGACACACGUGCCUCCUCUGCAAAGCUGUUCAAGCGAAGUGGAUCCACUGUCAGCGCCGACCUGUCGCUCAAGCUUGCACGUUUGCAGGAGUUGAAGCAUCUCGGUGUUGAUCCUACGACCACGGACACCUUGCAGUACGAUGCAUCUCAAGCAGCCGAAGCCUUCACCACUGCCAGCGCUGAUGCCAAAGCCGAGAUGGAGACCUCGAAAACGCAUGAUUUCUCAGUGAUGGAUUUCAAGGCUGUGCUCGACCGCAAGAAGCAGUUUGAAAUCGACGAAACUGCGUGCCGUGGCAGAGGUCGUGGCCGUGGGAAGGCACAGCAUGUGAACAAGAAGCCAGCUGCUCGAGGUGGCAGAGGGCGUGGUCGAGGUAGGGGUGUGGAGGGCAAACAAGCCCCUGAUGCGCUUCGGAAGCGGAAGAUGGAGGCUGAGGCCAGUGAGGAGGAUGUGGACGCUGUCGACAACUCGGAUGGCGUGGACGAAGAGCCUUUGGAGAAAGACAGCGACGAGGCCGAGAAAUCGGCUGGUGACAGCGAGGAGGCUGCCGACGUGCCCAGUGGCAAAAGUGGCAAGGGCAAAGGUGGCAAGGGCAAAGGUGGCAAGGGCAAAGGCAAAAGGAAGGCAGUGGAGCCUGUUGAGAAAGGCGACGAUGAGGCCGCCAACCGUGCUGCCGACGAAAACAAAGGCAAACGUGGCAAGGGCAAGGGCAAAGGCAAGAAAAAGGCAGUGCAAGAGCUGUGUGAAGAGAAGCAGGCCGACGAGGGCAAAAGCAAAGGCCAAGGCAAAAAGAAGCAAGCAGCCAAGCCGCCGAUGUCUGCGUCUGCAAAGGCAAAAGCGCAUGCAAAAGCAAAGGCAAAGGCCAAGCUGUCAAGUGCCAACAAGAAGCAGAGCUCGGAGAAGCCAAAGGCCUCGACAAAGCUCGAGUCGGAGGAGAAGGUCAAAGCUUUUGCUCGCAGGUGGAGACCCGAAGGGUCCCAGGCUGCGGCCGAGUGGACAGCGAUCAGAGAUGCAUAUGACAGCAGGAUUUGCCGGCAUAUCCAGUUCGAUGGCCCAGCACAGUACGCGUUCUGGGCCCGUGUCAAGCCUUUGUUCGCUGGCAAGAACCUGAGCCCUCAGGAGCUGAUGGAAGUGGCAAUAAGCCAGGUGGAACCGUUCUUGCGCGACUUCGUCGAGCAGUGA